AUGAAACACUUCUGCUGUGAGCCCUGGGCAGCCUUCGCUGUGCUCUUCUUCACCACCACGCUCCAAUACUCCUGUUCAGCAGCAGCUGAAAAAGUCUCCAAUGUUUCAACAAACUCCAUGUUCACAACUGAGUAUGAAGCUCCAUGCCUCAACGUGAACUUCUGCAUGCAAGCAGCCACGUGCUGCCCGUCGGGCAUGGAUGAUUACGGAUGGAUUGCAGCGGCUGUCGGCUGGAGCCUCUGGUUUCUGACUCUCAUCCUGCUCUGCGUGGACAAGGUCACAAAACUCCGCCCUGAUGAACCCAAAUACUUGGUGGCCUGA
Merops nubicus (carmine bee-eater) is the source of this 321-nucleotide messenger RNA. RefSeq names its product transmembrane protein 213 (gene TMEM213). The record is from RefSeq and is a predicted model, not a curated record. The transcript is spliced from 3 exons. The coding region runs from base 1 to 321 and encodes 106 amino acids. NCBI's taxonomy places the organism in Eukaryota, Metazoa, Chordata, Aves, Coraciiformes, Meropidae.